CCAAGUCAGUUUGAAAAGAUCAGACAAAGGCAGCAGGAAGCCCCUCGGCUUGGCAAUGAGAGCGAGCGGAGCACAAACGCAAAGCGAAACCUCGCUCUUUAAUCUGAUAGCGAUCGAAUCGGACUGAAUUUAUUUUCUCCUGUGGUUUGUUGCCGUUUUACGCGUCUUUUGAAAAUGUACGACCGUCUUGAUCCCCGGGUUGAGCGAAGACUAUUAUCCGAGCGCCAAACGGGCAGCAGCGCUGACUGACCGCCAGCGUUCCCCCCGGAUCAAGCUUGUUUUUUGAGGCUUUUUUUCACCGAUUUGAACCCUUAGUGCGCCACCGAACGGAUCACGUGGGACGGAGUUGACCGAGCUACGCAGUUAAAUGUGAAAAGAAAGCGAGUUGAGUUCUUUUAAAAGCCUUUUUGUCUCCCGGGGGGGCUGUUUUCCGCGUCGCUUGGUGGGGGUUUGCCGCCGUUUGCUUUCUAGAAGCGCGCGCGCGGAAGAUGGAGACGCACAUCUCAUGCCUCUUUCCGGAGAUAUUGGCCAUGAUUUUCAGCUACUUGGACGUGAGGGACAAAGGCAGGGUGGCCCAAGUGUGCACGGCGUGGAGGGACGCGUCCUACCACAAGUCCGUGUGGAGGGGGGUGGAAGCCAAGCUGCAUCUGAGGCGGGCGAACCCGUCUCUGUUUCCCAGCCUUCAGGCGCGGGGCAUCAGGCGGGUGCAGAUCCUCAGCCUGCGGCGCAGCCUCAGCUACGUUAUCCAGGGGAUGCCUAACAUCGAAAGCUUGAAUCUGAGCGGCUGCUAUAACUUAACGGAUAACGGCCUGGGUCACGCGUUCGUGCAGGAGAUCCCUUCCCUCAGAGUGCUCAAUCUGAGCCUUUGUAAACAGAUCACGGACUCCAGUUUGGGUCGAAUAGCCCAGUAUCUCAAAAACUUGGAAGUGCUGGAACUGGGCGGCUGCAGCAACAUCACCAACACGGGGUUAUUACUCAUCGCAUGGGGUUUGCACAGACUCAAAAGUCUUAAUCUGAGGAGCUGCCGGCAUGUGUCAGAUGUGGGCAUCGGACAUUUGGCCGGCAUGACCCGCAGCGCGGCGGAGGGCUGCCUCAGUCUGGAGUACCUGACCCUCCAGGACUGUCAAAAGUUGACGGACUUGUCCCUCAAGCACAUUUCUAAGGGCCUAUCCAAGCUGAAAGUGCUCAACCUGAGUUUCUGCGGGGGGAUCUCAGACGCCGGCAUGAUCCACGUCUCACACAUGACGAGUCUAUGGAGCCUUAAUCUACGUUCAUGCGACAAUAUCAGCGACACGGGCAUCAUGCACCUCGCCAUGGGGACGCUGAGACUUUCUGGGCUCGACAUGUCUUUUUGCGAUAAAAUAGGCGAUCAGAGCUUGGCGUACAUCGCCCAGGGCCUUUACCAGCUCAAGUCGCUGUCGUUGUGCUCGUGCCACAUCAGCGACGAUGGCAUCAACAGGAUGGUGCGCCAGAUGCACGAGCUGAGGACGCUGAACAUCGGCCAAUGCGUGCGGAUUACAGACAAAGGACUGGAGCUCAUCGCCGAUCACUUGACUCAACUGACCGGCAUCGAUCUGUAUGGAUGUACGAAAAUCACUAAAAGGGGACUAGAGAGGAUCACGCAGCUCCCCUGCCUUAAAGUUUUGAACCUGGGCCUUUGGCAGAUGACUGAAAGCGAAAAAGUGAGGUGAAACUUGACGAGAUUCUGGAGGGAGGGGGAUGGAGGAGGAGGAGGAG
Triplophysa rosa is the source of this 1737-nucleotide messenger RNA. RefSeq names its product F-box and leucine-rich repeat protein 14b (gene fbxl14b). The record is from RefSeq and is a predicted model, not a curated record. Gene Ontology annotation, molecular function: protein binding. Lineage: Eukaryota; Metazoa; Chordata; Actinopteri; Cypriniformes; Nemacheilidae. Gene Ontology annotation, cellular component: SCF ubiquitin ligase complex. Gene Ontology annotation, biological process: SCF-dependent proteasomal ubiquitin-dependent protein catabolic process. The transcript has a single exon. The coding region runs from base 489 to 1691 and encodes 400 amino acids.